Molecule: messenger RNA, 2422 nt
Organism: Podarcis raffonei (Aeolian wall lizard)
Lineage: Eukaryota; Metazoa; Chordata; Lepidosauria; Squamata; Lacertidae
Product: zinc finger protein 239-like
Exons: 3
Coding region: 1045-1986 (313 amino acids)
Biological process (GO): regulation of transcription by RNA polymerase II
Cellular component (GO): nucleus
Molecular function (GO): DNA-binding transcription factor activity, RNA polymerase II-specific; RNA polymerase II cis-regulatory region sequence-specific DNA binding
Source: RefSeq, a predicted model, not a curated record
UGCAGUUUGGUCAGACUCAUGCUGGUAGCUUCGAGAACACUGUCCAACCAUCUCGUCCUCUGUCGUCCCCUUCUCCUUGUGCCCUCCAUCUUUCCCAACAUCAGGGUCUUUCCCAGGGAGUCUUCUCUUCUCAUGAGGUGGCCAAAGUAUUGGAGCAUCAGCUUCACGAUCUGUCCUUCCAGUGAGCACUCAGGGCUGAUUUCCUUCAGAAUGGAGAGGUUUGAUCUUCUUGCAGUCCAUGGGACUCUCAAGAGUCUCCUCCAACACCAUAAUUCAAAAGCAUCAAUUUUUCGGCAACCAGCCUACUGAUCUAAGGUGCUACUGGAAGGAAUUUUUAAAUUUAAUUUUAUUUAUUUUAUUUAGUCUCUUGGGAGUUGGGCAUUCCUAAUCUAGAAUAAACAGGGGAGAGGGUAUGAAAGAGAUUUAGGUCGUAGAUGUUAAGGGAGGACAACCACCCUGAAGUCACAUGCCAUCUAUUUAUUUAAAGCAGUUACCCCAAAGAUUGAGGCAGGUUUUGAUAUUUAAACUCCUGGAACCCCAAACUGAACGAAUUCUUCCCAUGCCCUUUCUGUCCUCUGCAGGCAGUGCACUGACCCAGCUUGAGAGCUACCCCUGCUUUCAAGUUCAUUGUGAGAACCCCAGAUGUAGCUGAGAUUACAUUUCCUUGUUCCGAAGCUGGCACAAUGGCUCAGAGGCAAUACCUGGGUCUUCUCUUCUCUUGGGUGGAGUAGAAACACCUGCCAGGCAUCUGCCUCAAGAAAGAGGCGGAGAAUCAGUCUGCAUACCUCCCUCUCUGUUAGGUGAUUACUUGUUUUGCAUUUGGCCUUGCAAGAUGUCAAAAUCACCUAAUAAAUGAAACCACACAUAUGACUACCUUGCUAUUCCACUUUCAAAUUGGGAGAAUCACACAUUUUGGAUAAAUUGUUUUCUUCUUCUUCCAGGAUCUGUUGACUGUCCAGGUUCUCUUGACCUUUGAGGAGGUGGCUGUGUUUUUCACAGUGGGCCCUGCUGGAUCCCAGCCAAAGAGCUCUGCACAGGGAAGUCAUGGAGGAAAAUUAUGAGACCGUCGCCUCUCUUGAAUCAGCCCUGAAUUACUGCUCAGCAAAUCCCAAAGAAGAAGAAAGUGCAGCAGAUUAUGAGCAGAACACUGGGAAUUAUAGAGUGCCACCUGUGGUGUCAUUGGAAACAUCUGUGCGUGAAGCAGGAAGAGAAAUGUUUGGGAAGCUAAGAGGACAGAAAAGAGAUGAAGGAAAACAAUCAAAGAAUGGGAAGAAGAAAUCUGCAGGUUCUCGGGGUAUUGAUGUCUGUGAUGUCCUACAAAAAGAUCCCAAAGGAAACAACACAGGGGGAAAUGGCUAUAAAUCAACAUUAAAGACAUGUAGCAGAACCCACACAGGGGCAAAGCCAUUUAAAUGCAUGAAGUGUGGAAAUAGCUUCAGUAGGAGCUAUAGCCUUACUUUGCAUCGAAGAACCCACACAGGGGAGAAGCCCUUUAAAUGCAAGGAGUGCGGAAAGAGUUUCAGUCAGAGCAGUAGCCUUAGUACACAUCAGAGAACACACACAGGGGAGAAACCAUUCAAAUGCAUGGAAUGUGGAAAGAGCUUCAGUGUUAGCAGUAGGCUUUCUUUGCAUCAAAGAACACACACAGGGGAGAAGCCAUAUACAUGCACGGAGUGCGGAAAGAGCUUCAGUGACAGCUGUAGCCUUAGUAGACACCAGAGAACACACACAGGGGACAAACCAUUCAAAUGCAUGGAAUGUGGAAAGAGUUUCAGUGAUAGCAAUAGUCUUUCCUUACAUCAAAGAACGCACACAGGAGAGAAACCAUUUAAAUGCAAGGAGUGUGGAAAGAGCUUCAGUGAGAACAGGACUCGUAUUGUGCAUGAAAGAAUACACACGGGGGAGAAACCACUUAAAUGCAAGGAGUGUGGAAAGCGCUUCCGGUCUCACAGUAACCUUACUGUACAUCGAAGAACCCAUACGUGAGAGAGGCCGUUCUGGGUAUAGCCUCCAUAAAAGCUUAACAACGCCCUUUUUUUUUGGUGCGAUUUUGCCAAAAACUUUGGCCAAAAAGGAAAAAGAAAAGCUCAACAACGUUGCCCCAAAAAAUCUCAACAACUUUUCUGUUCAGAUUUUCACUGUUUGAAAUAUGGCAACCCUAGAGCGGCACAAACAUCAGAGAGGUUUAAAUGUAUGCAAUGUGGAAAGAGCUUUAAUGUGAAGUGGUAAGUUCACAUUUAAUUGCAGCUUAAUAGAAAAGCUCAAUUAAUGCAUGGAGCUUGGAAAGAGCUUCAGUUACAGUGGACUACUUACUGAAUUUCCAAUAACUCACACAAGGCAAUUUGAGGGAUGAUGUUAGAGUGGAUUUUAGGGUGUCACUUGAAGGAGGGGAGAGAUCUGCGGGCAGGAGGCAAUGUGAUCA